Molecule: messenger RNA, 1375 nt
Organism: Pieris brassicae (large cabbage white)
Lineage: Eukaryota; Metazoa; Arthropoda; Insecta; Lepidoptera; Pieridae
Gene: jdp
Product: J domain-containing protein
Exons: 4
Coding region: 156-668 (170 amino acids)
Cellular component (GO): cytoplasm
Source: RefSeq, a predicted model, not a curated record
GUAUAUACGAAAAUCUUGUGCUUAACAAAACGUCCUAUACAUCUUUAUAUAAGUAACCUACCCUAGAAGCAUGCGCAAGGAAUCAGGACUCGUAGUUCAACUUAGAACGCACAAAGCCAGUUUCCGUUAGGGUGUUGCAAGGGUGGGUUGUUACGAUGACUGGAGUGGAUGAAAUCCUCAAUUACCAAAAAAAUCCAGACGACGAUUUUUACGGGCUGCUAGGAUGCGACGAAAGCUCCACGGUGGAACAAAUAAAUGCAGAAUAUAAAGUGCGAGCCUUGCAAUACCACCCUGACAAAAAUGCUGGAGAUAAAGAUGCUGAAGCCAAGUUUCAAAAACUGAAGGAAGCAAAGGAGACACUUUGUGACCCCUCAAAGAGGGCCUUGUAUGACAAGUGGAGGUUGAGUGGAAUCUCAAUGGGAUACAAACAGUGGUUUGGUAUGAAAGACCACAUUCAACAGUCUAUGCAUUGGUCCAAGCCUAACACCAAGGAUCGUAUGUUGGAAGAUGACUCUGGUCGUAGCUCUGGACCUUCCAGCCUGGGGCCAAGCAAUGCUGCUGCCAGGCGAGCCUCUGAAGGAGGCGCUAAUCUUUGGGGACGCUGGGGAGGUGGAAACCAAGAACCACCAACUGAAGUUAUCUCUAAAUUCCGCAAUUAUGAAAUCUAAAUAUCCCCAGUUUGAUCAUGUUACCUAUUACCAAUGGUAAUUCUUCUACACAAUAUGGCUUGCCAUUUUAACUUUUGUUUAAUGUAAGUAGAGUUAGUAAAUAACCGUAGUAUAUUUAUCAGGUCAGCUCAAUAAUUAAGCGUUCUCGAAUGUAACUUGAUGAUUGGUGUUUAAUGUUUUAUUAAAUGUCGGUGUUAGCUGGCCCCAUUAAAAUGUUAAAUGUAGACUUCCUUUAGCUUUAAUCUGUGCACAUUCCUAACAAAUAUGAGUCUGAUAAUGACAUUUCAGAUAUAGUACAAUAUGUAUUCUAAGAAUCUAUUUUAUAUUUUGAGAUCUUAUAUUUUUGAUCCUCUUUUAUCGCUGCAAUGUUUUUAUUGUAUAUUCCUACUGAUUGUGAGGGUGGGAUCAAGUGAGUUGUGACUACAGGGUAUAGUUUGGAAGAAAGGAUGGAUUUUGUUUACAAAUUUUUACAUAACCUAAGUAUUUACAUCUAUUCCUGUUUUCUUCUUAUACCUAUUGAUGUUGUGUUACCCGGUUAGGGAUAAUUAGAUUAAUAUGUGUUACAAUUUUAAUCAGUAUUUAUCGAUGUUUUAAAUGUUCUAUAAAUGUUAUUUACAUAGAGUAGUAAUUUUAUGUCUACAAGAAUCUCAAUAUGGAAUUGUAAUUUAAUUUUGAUGUCAAAUCUGCGAUUAAAUAAAAGGUAAAAA